Spirometra erinaceieuropaei is the source of this 5217-nucleotide messenger RNA. Lineage: Eukaryota; Metazoa; Platyhelminthes; Cestoda; Diphyllobothriidea; Diphyllobothriidae. The record is from the annotation of a GenBank genome assembly.
AUGAUCUGUCGUCAACGUAACGUCGCCAUGAGGCUGUUUGAAUUCUGCCAACAAACUUUCUUCACUUUUGCGGGAGAGACCUAUGAACAAGUCAAGGGAACCCCUAUGGGCUCACCGGUCUCCGGUUUGGUGGCAGAACUGGUCCUACAGGAGUUGGAAAAGAUUGCCUUCCUCAAACAUGAACCGGUGUUUUGGCGACGUUACGUUGACGACACGUUCGUCAUCGUAAAGAAGGACAUGCUGCAACAUUUUCACAGCCUGCUCAACGCAGUCUUCCCGGAUAUAAAAUUCACGAGAGAAGAAGAACAGGAGCAGCAGUUGCCCUUCCUGGAUGUGCUCGUCAGACGAAACCUUAACGGUGAACUUGAAACGACGGUUUAUAGGAAGGCAACGAACACCACACAGCUUCUCAGUUUUCACAGCAACCAUCCGGUGGUUCACAAACGAAGCUGUGUGAAGACGCUCUUCAAACGGAUCCAAACUCAUUGCAGCAAACUGGAAGACAGAACGCGUGAGGCCCGUUAUCUCCGCGACCAGUUUGUGCAGAAUGGCUAUCCGAGGGCAUUCAUAAGUCGCUGCCUACGCGGUCGCCACCAGAGAACUCAAACAUCAACGCCACCGACGAUAUGGCAUGCUCUGCCAUUCAUCAAGGGUGUUUCAGAAGCGACCGAGCGCAUUGCUGCGGAGCUAGGGGUUGGAAUCGCACACCGCCCCAAAGCCCCCAUGCGCAACAGGGUCAUGAAGAUCAAAGACCGGUUAAAACCUGAAGAGCAAUCUGGAGUAGUGUAUCGCAUUCCGUGUAAAAAUUGUCCUUGUAAUUACACAGGACAGACUGGACGCAUGCUCGGAUCGCGCAUACAUGAACAUAAGCUGGCUGUGCGGCGAGGCGACGCAUUGUCACAAGUGGCUGCCCACACCUACGAAAUGGGUCACGAGUUUGACUUCGCAGCCACAAAAAAUAGUCGCCCACGCCGGAAACAAAACAGGCCGAGAAUUGGUUGAAGCCUGGGCCUCGGAUGAGAACUCGGUCAAUCGAUUUAUCGAUCUGGCGCCGGCGUACAGAGCCCUUCGUUGUCACCUCCAGUCGUGCGACGUCGGUCGAUGAUUGGGUCUACGUGUCUUAUAACUGCCGCUUGUCCUGUUUCUGCCACUACCUCUGACGAUGGACUCCUGUACGAGUCUGAAAGCUCAGGAUAAUAAACGAAUUGUUCCGGUGCUCGAUUCUUCUUCUUCUUCUUCUUCAAAUAUGUAUACACCUGGAACUCGAAAUUUCGCCUUCAUUCGUAAAUCUACACACACAUUACACCUCCACACACCCUCACGGGGGCACUAAGUCAAGUGUUAUUACCUCUGGCAAGGUCCAUUCGUCAUCCUAAAAUUCUCACCCCGGCAACCCUACUUCUCCGCGAAGGCAUGCAACUCCUAACACCUUGAUUUACGGGGUAUUUCAUCAAACCCAAGCCCUACUGUCCACAGCUUCUGGUAUGCACAAGCGACGCAGUACCCGUCCUUUGCAUUAGAAGUUGAGAUCACAAUAUACUCCCCUCCUCCUCCCCCCCCCCUCCCCGCCCCAACCUUCAUUGACAGCAAAAUCACUCAGCAGAAUUCUAAGGCCUGGAAAAAGUUAUGCAACAUCCGAACAUGCAAUUCCGCCUCCUCCCAAUUUUCGUUUUUUAUCAUCACUAAUGGAAGAGACACUUUUAUGUAGAUAUCUGCUCUAAAUAGACGUCCUCGAGAAACUUGAAACCUUUAGGACUUCUAUAAACAUUGUGACCUAAUUGUUUUGCGUGUUUUCUGUGUUUCAGUUAUCCCGGUCGGCGAAUUUACACAUCCGUUGCCUAGACUUUCAUAUCAGUCACAAAUUAACAACCAUGCACUCUGCAAUCUCGAACCAUUUUUGACUGAGUUGGUUUGUGCACCAUGAUACUGAACCCUUUAGUAAUAAAUUUCAGGGAAAUAGUUCCACCAGGUGAGGGAAAUUAUCAGUUAAUGGGGCUAUUGAACCUCUGACCGGCCAUUGGUCGGGUUUCGCGCGCGAGAAAAGGCCUUACGCCCCCUUGAGGAUGCAUCACAGGUUGAUUGGCUAACUGACUGCACGCGCGCAACUCGUAGUCGGCCUGACCUGCUGUGCGCACGUGAUCGAGAUUAACUUCCGCUCUAUCCUGUUUCCGUUCUGCGUGCCAGGUACGACCUCGAACCCACCCUUGACUCUAUGUAGCUUUCACUUUUUUCGUAACCUCUGUACAAAUUCUGCCCCCGACGAAGUUCUGGCUGACGGCGAAAUCAAGUCAGCUAAGACGGGAUGCGAACGCGUGUCGGCCGUGAAAUAGAGCACUAAGUGAAGUUGAUUGUGUAAUCGCCUGCGGCGUUCCAGAUCCUGCGGGCAUGCCUCAAUUACCGAGGCUGCUGAGGUCAGAGCAAGCAACACGCCGACAUAGUUGGCAACACCAACACAGACAAAAGGGAGUUAAUAAGGGCGGGCAAUAAGUUCACCAGGGAGCUCGGAUACUAUCUAAUUUCACCCGUGCCCAUUUGCACCUGUAAAACAGACUACUUUUCCGCCCUUUCUAAAAAAAAAUCGGAAAAACGGAAUAAACGAAGUGCCACGCUCUAUUUGAUGUGUUGUUUUCCGUUGGCAGAUCAGAAACUAGAAAAGUGGAUCAGGUCCGCUAGGCGUUAACCUUCGCUUUGGAACAAGGGAAGGGAGAGUGCUUCCCCUUUCUGAAAUGUCUAUCUAUUAUAACGUCUGAUGUAACAAUUCGCAGAAAUGUGAUUUCGCAAGGAAACGUAGACAGGGCACCACAUAAACUUCCACAAUUCUGUCCCUCUUAGUCAGAAACGAAACCUAACCCGCUGUCCGACCAAACGAACUAGGAGAAUAUGGCCAGCGGAUACGCAGAAAACAAACUCACCUUCGCACAAGACACUGUUAGAAAAUGGUCUUCAUGACAAGUUUAUCACGAGAUAUGUGGAAGAACGUGUGCGCUCGAAAACGGGCCACGUUGUAGAUGUGCUGGGCCAUAUUGGGCUCUGGGAGGUAUUAUCGGAUUUGCGCACCAUAACAAAUGCCAGCACUGGCAGACCCAGUCGCCGGCAGACAUGCCGCCCUCCAUUUUCGUUGUUGGUUAAAAUCCUGGUCAUUUGAUGUGUGGGCCAGGGGGUGUGGAGUGUAGCACCAAGUUUCGGGCUCGACCGUGUCAUCGAACUGCGCCCUCCCCGCCUCCGCUCUUCUUGAUUCUGUCUUGACAUCGGGCCCCGGGUCGGAGAGGAGGAGGGGGAUGCAGUAAGUGCUUUGAAAGUCUGCUAUCAUCAUAAAUUAAUUCACGCACGGCAUCGGGCUGCUCCGCCUUGUUGUGGAGCACACGGCGGACGUCGUCGGCAACGACGGUCGAACUGUCGUAUGUGGAAGAACAUAUACCAAAAACGGACGUGCCGACGGCUGAAAAGGGACUAUUCCUCACAUUGUAAUUUUCAGGGAACUUGACAAGCAAAUUUUUACAGCAUCGCCUGAACUUUGUUACUGCGAGCAUGUACCCGGUCGUUAGGCCCUCCGCUCGGCCAUCUUGGAUUUAGAGAUAACCUCUCCCCUCAGACUUCUUUAAUGGGCAAUUACGUCUUUACUUGCUCCACUGGUGCAGUUUAUAUUGGUUGGACGACAAAGCUCCUCCUCCCCCCCCCUCCACCUCAACCUCCUACACCUCCUCUCCCUCCCCUUCCUCCCCACGCCCCCAAUACAACUAAACUAUAAUUCCCUCAGGUUCUGACAUGUCUGAGCCCCCUUAACCCCCUCCUCAUUACUACUGUUCGCUGGCUGGCUUUAAUUUUGCAAUUUUACCACAAUCUAUUUAUAUUACUGCAUAAGUCUAACGAUGGAUUUGAGUUCUGCAACUGUCUCUGAUGAUGGAUUCGAGUGAGAAUCCGAAAGGUCAGCCCAAUAAACUUCCUGUUCCAGCGAUUGCAUCUUCUUCAUUUUCUGAAUUUGACGUCUUCAUGGGUAUCUUCCCAAAACCUGAGACAAGAACUGUUUAUCAAAUGAAUCGUAUUUCAAUUUUGUUCCUUUUUAUUUUCCUUUGUCAGAUCCUUUGUCGCUUUAGAAAAUACUCCCUAUUGAAAUCGUUUGGGUCACCUACCCGCCUUUGAACAUUUCGUACUUUUCCCUUGUCAGCCUACGCAUACGUUGUUUCGUUGCGUUUUGCGGCUUUUAUGGUUUCUUUUCGCCCUGUAUUGUUGCCACUGUGUUUCCUUUUAACACUGUCGGCAUUUUCAACCUUCCACCUCCAUCCUUCUUUUUUAUUCCGCCUUUUCCCUCAAAAUCUGCUCUAUAAGUAUUUGCCAAACACCCCAGCACUCGCAUUUAAUUCGAGUCCAUGCGGUUCGCUCGAAAAAGGGAUGUCAGCGUACUCAGUUUUCUUGGUACGAACACCAAUGCGUCCUUUGUCUCACGGUGUUUUUUGGCCACCCCCACAGUUCCCGUCCCUGUCGAUAGGUUCGUUCGACUUAUCACGCUGGAGGAAAGGAAGAGUCGCCAACGCAUAAGGCCAACCGCCCCGCAACAACGAAUGGGUGGUUUUGGACCGAAAAGCUGUCAAUGAGGCAGCUAUCACUGUCGCCUUUAUUGGAUACAAUGACGUCACACUAUCUGGCUGUAUAAGCUUGCAUACCCUAAAAAUUUUAAUAUUAAAAACCUACCGUUAUUGAGCUUUCAUUUUCUUCUCCAAACUUGUCGUGGAGAACAGGCUCCAAAUAGAGCCAACUUACUUAUGACGCAUGCUUAUCCAUGCUGACAGCACAGGUACUGGCUAAAAGUCCAUACGCGUGUUUCUCUGAUAUUCUGCAACUACAUGGCACAGCUGUAGGGGCUCGGCUCAUUAGUGGUUCCCCGUGUGCUUUCUGGUAGAUAGUCCAGCCAACCGGAUCGCUGCCGCCAAAGCCAAAAGAGCCGUUCGCAACGCGCAAGCGUCUCUCGCCCACAGCGCCCACACCCGACCCCGCCCAAGGUGCCCACGCUGUCAACGGAAAUUCCGCUCGCGCAUCGGCCCCCUCGGACAUCUCCAGACCCAGUGCAAUAACAACCCAACAAAUCCACCUGCUGCCUCACAAACGCCCGUGCCCAACCCCUCGACAUCCACAACAACGACCUCCCUCGCCACCGAGGAUCACACUUCCGAUGUUCCGCCGUCCGCGACCAUCGUCACCUCCAUCCUGCCCCUGCGAUGA